CCGGCCUUGAGCAAAUGUGGGUGCGUCUCAUACAACGGCUGCCCGAACCCGGCAUGUGCGGUGGGAACACUCGAAUACCCUCUCCGUGCAACCGGGACACGACAUCUCCAGCGCACCCUCGUGGGACGCAGCAGUCGGAGCGAAAGACUCAUGGCUGCACACACACACGAACAUGCGAGGACAGAGGGGUGCGCGAAUCAUGCGCGUGCGGAAUCAAAGGGCAUGUCUAGCUCUUAUCGAUUAGGCAGGAGCCCUGACGUCGUGCCUUCACCGGAUGUACGCCGUAACGCAGUAGCACAAUGGCAAACCCCAUGUUUUCCCCCAUUCCCACCCCAUUGCUGCCUUGCACACAGCCAGCGCAUACAUGACACAGCCUGACUGCCGCCUCUGCUCCCCGGCCUCAUAUACCGCGACGCCCCCGCCAUCCUGCCUCUACCCCACAUCCUCCGCAGAAUGGCGUCUACGGCCCCCCGAAGCGUCGUCCCGCCCACAGACCUCCACACCUUCCAAGCCCACCUGAAUCAGUCGACGCGUAUCCUCGCCCUCGUAGGCGCUGGCCUGUCCGCCUCGUCUGGCCUCCCCACCUUCCGCGGCGCGGGGGGAUUAUGGCGCACACACGAAGCUACGUCCCUUGCGACGCCCGAGGCGUUCGGCAUGAACCCGGGACUGGUGUGGCAGUUCUACAGCUACAGACGACACAUGGCGCUCAAGGCCAAACCGAACCCCGCCCAUUACGCGCUCGCCGAGCUGGCAAGGCGGAAACCGGGCUUCGUCACGCUGAGCCAAAACGUCGACGGCCUCUCCCCCCGCGCCCAGCACCCCGCAGCCCAACUCAAGCUCCUGCACGGCUCGCUCUUCGACGUAAAAUGCUCAGAUUUCUUCUGCACCCACAUCGAGCGAAACAACUACACAGACCCGAUUGUGCCCGCGCUGGCCAUUCCCACCGACGACUCCGACCCCACCACAACCACCGCCCUCGCAGCAGCAGCGCGCGAACUCGACAUUUCCGACGCCGACGUCGCCCUGCCUGAGAUCGACCACGACCACCUCCCCCAAUGCCCGGCGUGCAAGCGCGGCCUCCAGCGCCCGGGCGUGGUGUGGUUCGGCGAGCGCCUGCCCGUCGACGUGCUGGAUGAGAUUGACGCGUAUAUGGCGGCGCCGGGCAAGAUCGACCUCAUCAUGGUGAUUGGGACGAGCGCGAAAGUGUAUCCCGCGGCGGGGUAUGUGGACGAGGCGCGGAGCAAGGGCGCGAAAGUCGCGAUAAUAAAUAUGGAUGCGAAUGAUGUGCCUGCUGGCGGGCUGUACGAGGGGGAUUGGUUCUUCCAGGGCGAUGCGGCGCAGAUUCUGCCGCAGAUUUUGAAGAGCGUUAUUGGUGAGAUGGAUGUUGAUGCGCUGCCUGAUGCUGCGGAGGGGGCGUGAAUAUCGAGUAUCAAAUUAUCCGAAUCAAGCUACUCUAAUAAGUCAGAUGUGUGCAGCACAGGCGGGUGGAAGCUGAGUUGUAUUGACCCUAUGUCUACAAUCAUCAAGAAACAGAUCAAGU
Dothidotthia symphoricarpi CBS 119687 is the source of this 1540-nucleotide messenger RNA. Its product is annotated as NAD-dependent deacetylase sirtuin-5. NCBI's taxonomy places the organism in Eukaryota, Fungi, Ascomycota, Dothideomycetes, Pleosporales, Dothidotthiaceae. Gene Ontology annotation, molecular function: protein-succinyllysine desuccinylase activity; NAD+ binding; protein-malonyllysine demalonylase activity. The coding region runs from base 454 to 1419 and encodes 321 amino acids. The transcript has 2 exons. The record is from RefSeq and is a predicted model, not a curated record.